GCUCGCUUGAUUAGGCAACGCGCGCGCCACCAUUCCGAUUCUCCAUCGCUCGCGCGCGCUCGCUACCUCAAAAACAAAAAUAUUGUGAAGUGCUCGUGACAUACAUUCAGUGAUUUUAAAGUUUUUGGAUUAUUUUAAAUUAAAAAAGUUUGGAACAAUGACAGCAGGCAGUGAAGAGCAUGAGCCCCUGAUUUCAUCUUCAGCAGAACAUCAGCGGGUCACCUACAAUGCCUCGCCACAGGAAUCCAACACACCAGAGCCUCGAAUGAGCGGAGGAGAAGUGACCCUGGCCAUCCCACAGCGCAACUAUGGAGCCAUCGGCGGCUUGGAAAAGGUCACCUACACCUGGGCGGACAUCAACGCCUUCGCCACAGAAAACAGGUCCAGGAGCAGAAGGUUCUGGAACUUCUGGAAGGGGUCUACUGACCGUAUGUUCCAGCAGAGGAAACAGUUAUUGAAGAAUGUAAAUGGCGCCGCAUACCCUGGCGAGCUUCUUGCUCUCAUGGGUUCUUCAGGCGCGGGCAAAACCACACUCCUGAAUACACUGACCUUCCGUACUAAUGGUGGAGUGGUCUCCAGUGGAACUAGAGCUUUGAAUGGGCAGCCAGCUACACCUGAAGCGCUGACGGCGCUGUCAGCAUAUGUGCAGCAACAGGAUCUGUUUAUUGGGACGUUGACUGUCAGAGAACAUCUAGUCUUUCAGGCUUUAGUACGAAUGGAUCGCCACAUACCAUAUGCGCAGCGGAUGCGCAGAGUAGGAGAAGUCAUUCAAGAGUUAGUCUUAUCAAAAUGCCAGAACACCGUGAUCGGCAUACCAGGGCGCUUAAAGGGCAUAUCAGGAGGCGAGAUGAAACGACUGUCCUUCGCCAGUGAGGUCCUUACGGAUCCGCCGCUAAUGUUCUGCGACGAACCAACCUCCGGCCUGGAUUCUUUCAUGGCUCAGAAUGUCAUACAGGUAUUAAAGGGACUGGCACAGAAAGGAAAGACAGUGGUGUGUACGAUACACCAGCCGUCUUCGGAGUUAUACGCCAUGUUCGACAAGUUGCUCAUCAUGGCCGAUGGACGGGUCGCGUUCCUUGGCUCACCAGACCAGGCUACAGACUUCUUUAAGGAGUUAGGAGCAGCCUGUCCAGCCAACUACAACCCCGCAGACCAUUUCAUCCAAAUCCUGGCGGGAGUGCCAGGGAGGGAAGAGGCGACCCGACACACUGUGGACACAGUGUGCACGGCGUUCGCCAAGUCUGAACUAGGGUGCCAAAUAGCUGCUGAGGCUGAAAAUGCAUUGUUGCAUCAGCGCAAAAUUACCUCCGGCUGGACGGACUCAGCAUGGUCAACACCAAGUUUGCGCUCGCGCCGCUCUCCAUACAAAGUGUCAUGGUGGGCGCAGUUCAGGGCUGUUCUUUGGCGAUCCUGGCUUUCAGUUACUAAGGAACCCAUGCUUAUCAAAGUGAGGUUUCUACAGACCAUUAUGGUGUCCAUACUGAUAGGUGUGAUCUACUUCGGCCAAAAUUUGGACCAGGAUGGUGUCAUGAAUAUCAAUGGAGCCAUUUUCAUGUUCCUCACUAACAUGACCUUCCAGAACAUCUUCGCUGUCAUCAAUGUAUUCUGCUCUGAACUUCCAAUCUUCAUCCGGGAACACCACAACGGCAUGUACCGAGCCGACGUUUACUUCCUAUCGAAGACUUUGGCCGAAGCACCAGUGUUUGCGACGAUACCUUUGGUUUUCACCACCAUCGCGUAUUAUAUGAUCGGGUUGAACCCGGCGCCAGAACGAUUCUUUAUAGCGUCAGGAUUGGCGGCGCUUAUUACCAACGUUGCGACGUCGUUUGGUUACCUGAUCUCGUGUGCAAGCAGCAGCGUAAGCAUGGCUGCGUCGGUGGGGCCUCCGAUCAUCAUCCCUUUCAUGCUGUUUGGAGGGUUCUUCCUCAACUCAGGGUCAGUGCCUCCGUACCUUGGCUGGAUAUCCUACCUGUCCUGGUUUAGAUAUGGCAACGAGGCGCUCCUGGUCAACCAGUGGGCCGGCGUGGAAACCAUCGCGUGCACGAGGGAAAACUUCACGUGUCCGGCUUCGGGCGAAGUUGUAUUGGAGACGCUCAGUUUUUCAGAGGACGACUUCACAUUCGACGUGGUCAAUAUGGUGCUUCUAUUCAUCGGGUUCCGUCUGCUCGCCUACAUCGCUCUUCUUAUACGAGCCAGAAGAACGAAGUAAAGUCACACAAUACGUUCAGGCUGUAGAAUUUGCCAAUUAUUUAAGAACUAGUAAAGAAUUAGAAAUAAGGUCAUUUUAGUUAAGGGCAAGAUUUUGAACGGGGAAUGUUUAUUUAAAAAUUGCUUGAGUUACUCGAUCUGAAUAAAUAAACCAUAGAACGUUCAAAGGACAAGACGGAACAACUUAGUUCCGUAGAUCCUUCCGUCACCAGCACACCCCACCUCGUUCAGCUCUGGCAGCCUUACUCACCGGCAGGAACACAACACUAUGAGUAGGGUCUAGUGCUAAUUGGCUGCGGUCUAUAUUCGGUCGGUAUUUUUUGGUUAGGAAUGAUUGAUUAUGGAAGGCAAAUUUGGUCUUUACCCAGCAGUGAGACAACAAUAGACUAGUAAACAAACUAACUGACUAGGUACAGUAAACGGUCAUAAAGAAUGAACAUCUGUUUUUCGUCUUCGUAGAACGUUGUCUCUUUCUUGCUUAUGUGACGUUCUUUGUCUCUUUCCAAACACCGAUGAGCAUUCUACGGUAUUUUUUUGUGUUUCAGUAAAAUUAUCAAAAUAUUAAUUUUUAUACACAAUAGAAUCAUAACAGGGAUUUUUUUAUUUAUACAAAACAAAUAUAUAAUAUAAAUACUUUUUAAAGGUGAAUUAAUAUAUUUGUGUUAGGUACUUUAUUUUAUAGUAAGUAGGUACGUAUCUGCUAAAUACCUCUACAGAUACAUUAUAAUAAUUGCAAGGAUAAUUCAUUGAUAUUUACUAAAGCUGUUUAAAAAAACUCAAUUUUUGUUUAAAAUUUUGCACACCAGUAUUUUUGUGUAGGUUUUAUAUGACUUAAUUAUAUUGCGUAAGAUUUUGUACUUGUUUUCAUUUGUGUAUUUAAGAAAGAGUGUGUAUAUUUGUUAUAAAUAUUUGUAUUAAAGUUUUUCAUGAAGAA
This is a messenger RNA of Leguminivora glycinivorella, 3142 nucleotides long. RefSeq names its product protein white-like (gene w). The record is from RefSeq and is a predicted model, not a curated record. Bases 158 to 2209 code for a protein of 683 amino acids. NCBI's taxonomy places the organism in Eukaryota, Metazoa, Arthropoda, Insecta, Lepidoptera, Tortricidae. The transcript has 13 exons. Gene Ontology annotation, cellular component: plasma membrane. Gene Ontology annotation, molecular function: ATP hydrolysis activity; ABC-type transporter activity; ATP binding. Gene Ontology annotation, biological process: transmembrane transport.